UCUCUUCUGCGCCUGCGCGGUGCCGUCGCUUCCGGUUGGCCGCCAUGAGGGACCGGACGCGGGAACUCCACCAGGAUUCGGACUCGGAGUCGGAGGGGGGGGAGGGGCGGGAGAGGCUCCGCCCCCCCGGGGACCCCGCCCUCAACCAGGCCCAGGGGGUGCGGGCGGGGCUGCGGGCGCUGGAGCUGAAGGCGGCGGCGCUGGAGCAGCUCCAGGAGAGGGCGCUGGCCACGCCCCUCCCCCCACCCGAGCUCCAGCAGGAUCUGCAGCGACUCCGGGACGAGAUCCAGGAACUGACGCGGGAAAUCCGGGGGGGGCUGCGAGGGCUGGAACCGGCCAAGGAAGAUGAGGAAAACCCAAAUUCCUUCGGAGCCCGAGUGCGGCGCACCCAGCACGGGGUCCUGGCCCAGCACUUUUGGGGGGUCACCGGACGCCUCCAGGCCGCCCAAGCUCGGUACCGGCAGCGCAGCCUCGACCGGAUCCGGCGGCAGCUCCACAUCGCCGGGAGCCCUCCGGUGUCGGAGGAGGAGCUGGAGCAGAUGUUGGAGUCGGGACAGAGCGAAAUCUUCGUCAGCAACGUUUUGGGCUCGGCUCGCGCCGCCAGGGCGGCUCUGGACGAGGUCGGGGAGCGGCACCGGGACCUGCAGAGGCUGGAGAGGGGCCUGAGGGAACUGGGGGAGCUUUUCCAGCUCCUGGGGGGCACCGUGGAGGCCCAGGGGGAGCUGAUUGACCGCAUCGAGCGCCACGUGCAGGACUCGGGGGCGCGGCUGGAAAAGGGGCGGGGCCACCUCAGGCAGGCGGGGAGGAGCCAGCGGGGGGCGCGCAAGAAGCGCUUGGCCUUCGCCGCCUGCGUCUCCGUCACGAUUCUCGUCGUUAUCGCGAUAGUCGCCGCCUCCGUGGCCGCCGGGUAGCGAUCCGCGCUUCCCAUUGGCUGAUCCGGCUGUCAAUCAAUGCAAACCCCGCCCUCCGGAGCUUCUGAUUGGCUGGCGGGGGAUUCCCGCCCGCGCGCGAUUGUGAUUGGUCGGUUCUGCUGUCAAUCAUUGAGCCACGCUCCCACGGACCAGCUGUCAAUCAUCCAGCAGCGCUCCCACGUGGGUCAGCUGUCAAUCAUCAAGCCACGCCCUUCCGCGGUUCUGAUUGGCUGGCGGUGACGUCACCGAGUAAAGCACUUUGAGCCACUUCAAAAACGCCGAAAAAGCCCCAAAAAAAGCGCGGGAAAAAUUCCAAAAAAAUCCCAAAAAUUCCCAAAAGGGGCGGGGUUCUCUCCUGGAAUUCCCGAAUCUCAGAAGUGGACGAAAAUCCCGGGAAUUUUACCCAAAAUUAAAUCUAAAAUUACUUC
Molecule: messenger RNA, 1339 nt
Organism: Poecile atricapillus (Black-capped chickadee)
Lineage: Eukaryota; Metazoa; Chordata; Aves; Passeriformes; Paridae
Product: syntaxin-4-like
Exons: 10
Coding region: 45-911 (288 amino acids)
Biological process (GO): exocytosis; intracellular protein transport; vesicle fusion
Cellular component (GO): SNARE complex; endomembrane system; plasma membrane
Molecular function (GO): SNAP receptor activity; SNARE binding
Source: RefSeq, a predicted model, not a curated record